AUGCAGCUAAUCUAUGUGAGGUAGGAUUUUAUUAUGACAAGAACCAGCAAAUAUGUUAAGUGUGUAGAUGAAAAAUUUUACAAAGAUCUAAGUUCUAUGAAGUGCGUUGAAAAAUGUUUAAACUCUACUAUACCAAUGACAAUAAAAAACAAAUACUUCAAAGCUUCGAUAUUUAAAUACUGCAGAGAUCCAGUGUAUUAUAUUGAUUCAAAGAUGGAUUCUUUAAUCGAGUUAGGGACAAGGGAUUACCCAUUUAAGUCGUUUGAUGACCCAUUUCGAGAAUUAGUAAAUAACGCAGAUUUAAGCUCCCGUUUAAAUGUGGCUGUUUAUCUUAAGAAGAAUUCUACCUUAACCAUAUUCUAUAAAGAGCAUCCAGUUUUCCUUAUUAACCUUAAUGAUGAUUUCAACGCUUAAACUCUAAAUCAUGAUUAGAACUAUCCUAUUAUUAUUUGCCAUGAAAUGCCUUAUUUUAGACCAAAAUUUAGCUUUAAUCCUACUUUAAAUGAAGAUGGCUCUAUGAGAGAUUAUCAUUUAACACCUUUGAUUGAGAAGAAUUAACUAGAUACUAGUAUUUUGGCUGAGAUGAAAAUAUUCAGAAAUAAAAUCUAGAAAUAACCCAUACCCAAUGUUUACUACAUUACAAAGAUGGAAUGUUAAGUUUACUAACAAUAAGAUGAUUGA
Molecule: messenger RNA, 681 nt
Organism: Stylonychia lemnae
Lineage: Eukaryota; Ciliophora; Spirotrichea; Sporadotrichida; Oxytrichidae
Source: the annotation of a GenBank genome assembly